CCAGGGCCACUCGGAUAAUGCUUUAUAAUGCUUUAACACAGUGUCACUUUUAAGUAAACCGAGGAUUUCAUCGGAGGCACGCAGACUUGAUAAAUGAACUGGGAGUGGAGUGACAUUUAUUCCCAUCCGUUAUGGAUGGUUUCAACGGUGAUCCUGGCUAUAAUUGUGCGCGCGCAGCGGAAAGCAUUGUGGAACCCGAGCGCUUGUCCUGUGAAGUUAAACGGAAAAACUGCGAUCGUCACUGGAGCUAACACGGGUAUUGGGAAGUUCAUCGCCCUGGACUUUGCUCGUCGUGGGGCGCGGGUGAUCUUGGCAUGCCGGAACAAGGAUCGUGGGACUGCAGCGCUGCAGGAAAUCAGAGAAAGAACUGGGAACCAUAACGUACAUCUGCGUCAGCUUGACACCUCAUCGCUCGAAUUAGUCCGAAAGUUUGCAACACAGAUCUUGGAGGAAGAGAAAGAAUUGCAUAUCCUGGUCAAUAAUGCAGGGGCCUCAGGCUUACCCAGUAAGAUCACUGCAGAUGGCUUGGAAAUCACUUUUGCUACCAACCAUGUUGGCCCAUUUCUGCUCACCAGUUUGCUUUUAGACCUUUUGAAGAAAUCGGCACCAGCUCGCAUUGUAAAUGUUUCGUCUAUGACUCACUGGAGAGGUGAGGUAAACUUUGAACAUUUCUGCGAUUCCAAUCUAAAUCAUGUGAUGGAUGCUACGUAUAACCACACCAAGCUGCACAACAUCAUCUGGACAAACGAGUUGGCACGCAGGCUUCAGGGCACAGGCGUGACAGCAAACUCUUUGCAUCCAGGUGUAGUUAUGACAGACGUAAUGAGAAACUACAACUUCAUCAUCCGAUUCCUCUUCAACUUGGUUGGCUUUUUCUUCUUCAAAACUGCUGAACAAGGGUCUUUCAGUCCAAUAUACUGUGCAGUGUCUGAGGAAGCAGAAGGAAUAAAUGGAAAAUACUUUGACAGUGACUGUUCCCUGGUCUUGCCAGCCCCCGCUGCCAGAGAUCCUCCUCUUGGGGUGAAGGAAUAUGAGUUUUGUGAGAGACUGACUGCUAAACCUUAAAGAGACAGUUCAAAUGUUCUAUGACGAUUCAUUUAGCCUCAUCCAAACAUGUGUGGAUUGUUUCUUAUGUUUAUUUCUUUGCGGAUCUCAAAACAGACCAGACUUGUCACAUAAGCUGUCCAUAUGACAUUCCAAGACUUUUACAGCUUUAUGUGAGAAACCAAAGGAAAUGUUUCCCCAAUAAUGUUUGCCCAAUACUAACUGUUUCACAAGCUCACUCAAAAUUAGACACAGCUGUUACUUAUUGUUGUAAUGUUAAUCUUUUUUGAUAGAGCAGAAAAUAUUGUUCAAACCCUUUUUGAAUGAAGAAAAUAUAAAUUCUCAUUCAUUCAUUAUA
Molecule: messenger RNA, 1402 nt
Organism: Carassius carassius (crucian carp)
Lineage: Eukaryota; Metazoa; Chordata; Actinopteri; Cypriniformes; Cyprinidae
Exons: 6
Coding region: 94-1065 (323 amino acids)
Source: RefSeq, a predicted model, not a curated record